UAUCAUUAUGCAGUCUAAUGAUCCUAAGCUUGGGUUGCUGUCUAAUUAAUAAAACUCUAAAUAUACAAAUUCUCAAUAAGAAGAAGGAAUAUUUGAAUUAUAAGAUUUUGGAGAUGAUUUAGAUUAAUUUGCAAUUGAUGAUGCAAGUAAAUUCUUUUAUAAUAUAUUUUAGGAGUAUAAAAUAAAAAUGUUGUUUUGACUAAUUUAAAUUAAGAACCAAUUCCUAUGUUAAAAAGUAGCUAGAGCUCAAAUCUAAGAUCAGGAUAAAGUUAAUAAAUUAAUCAAUAAAACUAAUUAUAACAAUCCACUUAAUCUAUGUAAUAAGUUCCAUAAGUAAAUCUAAAUUUCUUUAAUUUUAUAGAAUCAAAUAUAAAAUUCUCAUCAAUAAUUUAAUCAAAUUUAACAUCAUACUCUAUCUGCAAUAUAGAUUGUUUCUGAUAAUUCUAACUAAAAUUCUCAAGUUAAAAUUCAAGAUGUUAAUGCAAACAAGUGAAUAAUUAAUUAAAAUUUUAGUUAAAUGUAGACAACAUGUAUUUUUUGUCUGAUUCCAUAAAUGAUUCCAAAAAACAAAAAUGCGUUUAUAUGUUACAAUUGCAAAUAAAUUAAUAAAUUAGUUUUUGCCUAUUUCAUUUGUGGUACAUGCAGAAUAACUGUUAUGUAUCAAUAAGGAAGUAAAUAUGCGUUUUUAUUAUUAAGUAUCAAAUCUAAUUAAUUGUACAAAUUGUUUUACUAUGAACUAUGUAUAAUAACCUAAUCUUCCAAAUACUUAUUAAUAAUCUACAUUUUAAAAUGUAUAGAUUUAAAGCUCAAUUAAUUAAUCUUAAAUUAUAAAUAAUUAGUAAUAAGUAUCGGGAUCCUAAUAAUAACAAUAACAAAAUCAAGUUUCUGAACUGGAGGCUGAAUUUAAGGAAUUAACUAACUGA
This is a messenger RNA of Paramecium sonneborni, 923 nucleotides long. Lineage: Eukaryota; Ciliophora; Oligohymenophorea; Peniculida; Parameciidae. The record is from the annotation of a GenBank genome assembly.